GUCACGCCAGCAGGACGCUGCGUCCCUUAGAUACCACAGACGUCGUCGGUGCCAUUCCUGGCUGAAAGGGUUGCUUUUUUUUUCUGUUCCGUUUUGUUUUGGAAGGGUUGAAUGGGAGAGCGCCACUGAAACACGCAGGGACGGCGAUUCUGGGAAGAGAUGGUCGAGGUGGCGGUGUGACCGAAUUUUGGGCAAGUUCUCGUAACGGCGAAUUGCCCCGCGCUUAAAAUGUCCCUCUUAAACGCAACAAUGGAGGCCGUAAAAUCUACAACGACAAAUAACGUAACAACGCAAUGUCAAGAAACCGGCAUAAUAAGUCACCUCCUUGUCCAAAUCGUCUUCUACAUCCUCUACUCCGUGAUCUUCCUCCUCGGCCUCUUCGGCAACAUCCUCGUCUGCUACAUCGUCUACUCCAACAAAGCCAUGCAAACCGUGACCAACCUCUUCAUCACAAACCUGGCUCUGUCCGACAUCCUCCUCUGUAUCUUGUGCGUUCCGUUCACUCCGCUCUACACCUUUCUCGGCAAAUGGAUUUUCGGCAGCUUGACCUGCCACCUCGUAGGGUACGCCCAAGCCACCAGCGUCUACAUUUCCACCCUCACACUAACCGCCAUCGCCAUCGAUCGAUUUUUCGUUAUCCUGCACCCUCUUAGACAACGAAUGAAACUGUACACUUGUCUGCUCAUCCUCCUCGGGAUCUGGGUCUUCUCCAUGCUGAUAACCCUCCCGUACGGGAUAUGCAUGCAGGAGGUGCGCUCCGAAGUCGGCUGCAUCGUCUGCGAGGAAAACUGGCCCUACGAAAACCUAGAAAUCGCUUUCGGUAGCUUCACUUUAAUCAUGCAGUUCAUCAUCCCGUUCUGCAUCAUCUGGUACUGCUACUGGCGGAUUUCGCAGCGCCUCAACGAAAGGGCCAAGUCCAAACCUGGAACGAAAAGCGCGAGGAGGGAGGAAGCCGACAAAGAGAAGAAAAAGCGCACGAAUAGGAUGCUGAUCGCCAUGGUGACGAUCUUCGGGAUUUGUUGGUUCCCGCUCAAUCUGAUCAACCUCAUCAACGACUACUGCGUCUUUGAACAAGACUCCUACUUUCACUUGUUCUUCUUCUUAGCCCACUGUCUCGCUAUGUCUUCUACUUGUUACAAUCCUUUCUUGUACGCAUGGCUCAACGAGAAUUUUCGCAAGGAGUUCAAAGUCAUCCUUCCGUGUAUCCUGCGCAAUGCUACCAACCGUUACUGCAACGGCGACGAACGCACUCUAGACACUCUUUUACACUCGACUGUCUAUACCUCGCCUGCCAAGCACCUAGAACCACGCGAACCCAUUGCCGAACCCAUCCCCCAGACUCAAGAGUACAACCUAUAAUCCUGUCCCUUCCGACCGGUAGGAUUAAUUUUGUGCCUCGUAGACUGCCAAACCAAAAUGUAAACUCUUAGUGCCAAGUGCCAUGGAUUUCAACAACAGCACCGCUACCAACGAGGAAUGGAAC
This is a messenger RNA of Zophobas morio, 1483 nucleotides long. Its product is annotated as prolactin-releasing peptide receptor-like. Gene Ontology annotation, biological process: G protein-coupled receptor signaling pathway. Gene Ontology annotation, cellular component: plasma membrane; neuron projection. The record is from RefSeq and is a predicted model, not a curated record. The transcript has 3 exons. Gene Ontology annotation, molecular function: neuropeptide binding; neuropeptide Y receptor activity. Lineage: Eukaryota; Metazoa; Arthropoda; Insecta; Coleoptera; Tenebrionidae. Bases 229 to 1359 code for a protein of 376 amino acids.